AUUAACACCAAAAUGUAAAUCUCUUUAUGGCACUGGUGUAAUGAUGCAAAAAUUAUUACGGACUGAAAAGAAAAAAUGCCAAAAUUCAAGGAAUGUCUUAAAGCAGCUGAAAAAUUCUCAGAUAAAUAUUUGGAUUCUAAAAUCAUUGGAUGUAUGACACCCGCGGCAGCUAUAUUCACCAAACUUCAACUUCGUGAAACGAAGAAUAGUCCCAAAGGCCGUAGGUUUACUCUUGAAGAGAAGCUACUUUGUUUGUCACUGUAUAAGCAAAGUACAAAGUCCUACCAAUUAUUUUCGAAACUUUUUAUAUUACUGGCACGUAAAACCUUAUCAACAUUGCUAUCCCAAAUUUCAAUCAGCACCGGAUUAGACAAAAGUCUUUUAAAAGUUUUAAAAGAGAAUGCAAAACUUUAAAAGAAAAGGAAAAGUAUUGUGUGGUUCUAUUUGAUAAAGUGAGUCUAGAAUCACAGUUACAGUAUGAUGACAACGUUGGCUGCAUUGUUGGAUUUGAGGAUAAUGGAUUAGAUCGUAGGUACCCAACGUUUUGCUGAUCAUAGUUUAGUGUUUAUGAUAAAAGGUAUUACAAACAAUUUUAAACAGCCUAUAUCAUAUACGUUUUGUGAAAGCUCAACAAAACGAUAUGACUUGGCAAAUCAAAUUACAAAUGUACUAAGAGCAGUACAUUUGAGUGGCCUAAAAGCUGUUGGUACUAUAUGUGAUCAAGGUACUACAAACACAGCUGCUAUUAAUAUAUUAAUAAAUGACACAAAAGCAUUCUAUUUGCGCCAAAAUCAAAAAUAUAAUGAUACAUUUUAUGAAAUCGAUUGUGGUAUAGAACGAAUUAAGGUUGUUCACUUGUAUGAUUCUCCACAUCUCUUAAAAGGUAUUCGUAACAACCUUUUAAGUAAAAAUCUUAUGUUUACCAUCAAUGGCCAUCAAAGAGAAGCAUGUUGGAAGGACAUCGUUGAUUUAUAUGAAUUGGAUAGUGUCACUCAAGAUAUCAAAAUGUUACCACGAUUAACAAGAGAACAUGUCAUUCCUGGUGAAGUAAAAAAGAUGAAAGUUAAGAAUGCCUCUCAAGUUUUUAGUCAGCGAGUUUCAUCAAUUUUAUCUUUUUUAUCAUCAAAGAAUAUAAUGAAUCAAAAAGCUGAAGAUACAGCUAUAUUAUGUUUAUUUUUUGAUAAGGUGGUGGAUGGUAAAAUAUUUCGUACAGCUGUCAAACCAAAUUCUCCUCAUCAUCAGCUUUGGAGAGAAUCUUUAAAAGUGCUCGAUACAAUGUAUUUUGUAUAUCCUGUGUCCAAGGAACGUUCAAAACCCCAACCAUCCACUCUAAAGAACUGGGUAAAAACUAUUAAAGGACUUCCAAAAUGUCUUAAAGCAGCUGAAAAAUUCUCAGAUAAAUAUUUGGAUUCUAAAAUCAUUGGAUGUAUGACACCCGCGGCAGCUAUAUUCACCAAACUUCAACUUCGUGAAACGAAGAAUAGUCCCAAAGGCCGUAGGUUUACUCUUGAAGAGAAGCUACUUUGUUUGUCACUGUAUAAGCAAAGUACAAAGUCCUACCAAUUACUUUCGAAACUUUUUAUAUUACUGGCACGUAAAACCUUAUCAACAUUGCUAUCCCAAAUUCCAAGUUCAUUUAUUUCAACCGAGAAUGAUUCUGAAAAAUUCGUCAGAGAAUGA
Messenger RNA from Aphis gossypii (cotton aphid), 1680 nucleotides. RefSeq lists its product as uncharacterized. The coding region runs from base 568 to 1680 and encodes 370 amino acids. NCBI's taxonomy places the organism in Eukaryota, Metazoa, Arthropoda, Insecta, Hemiptera, Aphididae. The record is from RefSeq and is a predicted model, not a curated record. The transcript has 5 exons.